Molecule: messenger RNA, 903 nt
Organism: Diaporthe batatas
Lineage: Eukaryota; Fungi; Ascomycota; Sordariomycetes; Diaporthales; Diaporthaceae
Exons: 5
Coding region: 1-903 (300 amino acids)
Source: RefSeq, a predicted model, not a curated record
AUGAGAUUUUUUGCCGCUUCCGUACUCGCCGCAACCGUGGUCGCCACAGACCACGGGCCAACGUAUGGAGGCUCUGGUCCCUUCAAGUCGUAUUCGUUCGAAGUCGAAACACUCCCCAAUCACACAUUCUACCAGCCAUUGGAGUCUGGGGUCGGCUCUGCUCUCAAGUUGCCGGUAAUUGUUUGGGGUAAUGGGAUAUCAGUCGGCAUGGCAUUCCGAGGCUUGCUCGGUGAAGUCGCCUCUCAUGGUGCGCUGGUGAUAGCCACUGGAUCAGCUUAUAUUGACCCGCAAACUUAUGCGGCGGCCCCGAAUGACACCCCCCCUGCAGCUAACUCAUCUGGAACUCUUGCCGGAGAGAACCCUGCGGCUAUGACAGCUGCCAUAGAUUGGGUGCAGGCAAACGCCGGGAAGGGAGAAUGGACUCAUGUUGAUGCCACCCGUAUCGGCACCUGGGGCCAGAGCUGCGGCGGGCUUGAGGCCUACGCCUCCGGCAUGAAUGACUCUCGUGUCAACCACCUUGGCAUUUUCAACAGCGGCCAGCUAACCGAAGAAGCAAGCCAGGAGGUCGCGGGGAGCAUCUCGAAACCUGUUUUCUACCUUCUUGGUGGACCCACCGAUGUUGCAUACUUGAUUGGCUUACCACUACGGCAGGGCGCAAGAGACUACGCGGAUCUCCCUGCGACCACUCCCUCUUGGAAGGGAAACCACGCCUUGGGCCACAGCGCCGCGUUUGAUCAGCCCAACGGCGGAAUUCCGGGCAUUGUUGGGAGCCAGAUUAUGCAAUGGGUUCUCCGCGGAAAUCAAUCGGCAAAGGCAUGGCUUACUGACGGCAGUCCAAUGACUGUCGGGGUCAACGAUGUAACUUUCAAGAAUUUGGACUCGAUCGUCACUACACCUAUCUAG